Messenger RNA from Aplysia californica (California sea hare), 1016 nucleotides. Its product is annotated as ras-related protein Rab-32B. Gene Ontology annotation, cellular component: trans-Golgi network; phagocytic vesicle; lysosome. Gene Ontology annotation, biological process: phagosome-lysosome fusion; endosome to lysosome transport. Gene Ontology annotation, molecular function: GTP binding; GTPase activity. Lineage: Eukaryota; Metazoa; Mollusca; Gastropoda; Aplysiida; Aplysiidae. The coding region runs from base 1 to 699 and encodes 232 amino acids. The transcript is spliced from 9 exons. The record is from RefSeq and is a predicted model, not a curated record.
AUGGCAGCCGCCAGCGGAGAUGCUUCAAAUGAUGGAGGCUCGAAGACUUUGAAUGAGCAUUUGUAUAAAGUCCUUGUUAUUGGUGAAUUCGGCGUCGGAAAGACUUCUCUCAUCAGAAGAUACACAGAAGGUUAUUUUUCACCUAAUUAUAAACUGACUAUUGGUGUUGAUUUUGCUCUGAAGUCUAUCGAAUGGGACAAUUCAACGAAAGUCAACCUUCAGUUAUGGGAUAUAGCUGGCCAUGAAAGGUUUGGUCACAUGACACGGGUCUACUACAAAUAUGCAAUUGCCGCUAUAAUCGUGUUUGACCUAUCGAGGCCUGCCACAUUCGACUCAGUGCUUAAGUGGCUUGAGGAUGUCAACUCCAAAGUGAUGCUUUCCAAUGAGGAACCUGUUCCAGUGUUAUUGUUAGCAAAUAAGUGUGACAUUGAAGAUGUGAGUAUUGAACAUGACAAACUGAACUCCUUCUGCAAAGAAAAAAAUUUUGUCGGUUGGUUCCAAACUUCAGCCAAGACAAAUCAAAAUGUUGAUGAUGCGAUGAAUUUCCUUGUGGACCACAUUUUGUCUCUACCCAGCGGAGCGAAACAGCCUAGUGAGCACAUGUCCAUAACGACCUCUAUCACAAACUCCACUGAAGAUUCCACAUUUGACGGUGUCGAUGAUUACUCAGGGAACAGGUCAAACAGUUGUUGUAACUAAGAAAUGUCCAUCAAAAUGAGAGGAAUCUAAAUAUUUGGCUUGUAAAUGUUCUGUGGUUGUGAAACCAAGUGCAGUGCUUUUAAUGUAAAUGGGGAAAACAUGCUUCACCUUUGUUUCUUUUCCAGCAAUGGUAAAGAAAAAGCAAUCUUCUCCACUCUUCGGUGACCUGCUACAUCAAUUACCAAUAUAUACAAAAUGCUUUUUCUAUCCUAUCUUCAGGCAUGUCAUUUUUCCUCACUGUUAUUAGGUAGCGUAAACACGGCCUCACGGCCUUCCGACCGCGUUGUAUCCGUGAAAUCGGGGUAAUUCCGAUUGCA